AAGAUUGCCUUCUCUGGCCUGGCGAUACCCUCUCUCGAAAACCAUAGAGAGAACGAGAGACAGCGGGAGAAAAAAGACUCAGCGAUUCGAAGAGAAAAUCAUAAAAGCUCUCUCGUUCUCUAGGGUUUUCCUUUCCUGAAACCUUCGAUUUCGCCUUUUUUCCCUCUAUCGGCUGAUUGAUUGAUUGAUUGGUUAAUUGAUUGAUUUCCGAAUCCGGAAUCCAAAAUCCAAGUUUGAAGGGCUAUAUAAGACUGUGAAAUUCUUCAACACUGAUUUCGUUGGCAUUACUACCUUGGUACCUUCAAUUCGUUGUUAGGUGGCAUUUCUCCGUUUCUGUGUUGGAAUACCUGAUUAAGAUUUGAAAUUUUUUUUUUGGUACCGGUGUAUGCUAAUAUUACAAAAUGGCGUGCAAUUUGCUGCAGCCGAUAAUUUAGAGAAGAUGGUGUUCUGGCUGUUUGGAUAUGGCUCAUUGGUUUGGAAUCCCGGUUUCGAAUAUGAAGAGAAAAUAAUAGGUUUCAUCAAGGAUUAUCGCCGGGUUUUCGAUCUUGCUUGCAUUGACCAUAGGGGCACUCCUGAGCGACCGGCAAGAACUUGCACCUUGGAACAGAUACAAGGGGCUGUUUGCUGGGGUGCUGCAUAUUGCUUCGGAGGAGGACCGGAGAAGGAAAAAGCAGCAAUGGAGUAUUUACAACGAAGAGAAUGCGAGUAUGAUCAGAAAACUCUUGUGGACUUUUAUAAGGAAGGAGACACUGAGGAACCAGCCCUAACUGGUGUGAUAGUUUUUACAUCCACCCCUGACCCUGUCUCAAAUAAGUACUACCUAGGCCCUGCCCCUUUGGAAGACAUGGCAAGGCAAAUUGCAACGGCCUUUGGUCCCUGUGGCAAUAACAGAGACUACCUCUUUUUAUUGGAGAAAGCCAUGUUUGAUAUUGGCCAUGAAGAUGACUAUGUAAUAGAAUUGGCAAAUGAGGUGAGGAAAGUUUUGGGAGUUCUGGGCAUCUGUAUACCAAAGGAGAAGAGAUUGCUUGGACCUUCCCACAUCCCACUCAAAUCGCUAGUCUCACCAAUCAAUUUACGGCGGUUGCCGGAAGCUGUUGCUAUGGAUUCUUGAAGUGGAAAAAAGGCGGAAUUCUUUUUAACAAAAUCGAGUCUGACAUUUUAUUGCGGAACCUCUCUAAAUUAUACCACUUUAUUUUGAAGUUGUUAGAUCUUUUUCUAGAACUAGACUUUCUUCUGUGACUUUUAAGCGGUUGGAUUGAUGGAUUCAAAUCUGACUUAGUAUUUAGAAUUUUAUAGUAUGCGGCUUUAGAACCUAAGUACUGAAUAAUUGACUGGCACGUCUUGACUGUAGCUCCCGGCCAAUGGAAUUAAUGCAGUAUUUCUAUUUUUCUUCCUUGCCA
Coffea arabica (coffee) is the source of this 1400-nucleotide messenger RNA. Its product is annotated as gamma-glutamylcyclotransferase 2-1-like. Gene Ontology annotation, molecular function: glutathione specific gamma-glutamylcyclotransferase activity. Lineage: Eukaryota; Viridiplantae; Streptophyta; Magnoliopsida; Gentianales; Rubiaceae. Gene Ontology annotation, biological process: glutathione catabolic process. Gene Ontology annotation, cellular component: cytoplasm. The record is from RefSeq and is a predicted model, not a curated record.